AUGAGAUUCUCUCAUUUUUUAAAGUACAAUGCGGUCCCUGAAUGGCAGAGUCAUUACAUGAAUUACAAUGAGCUGAAAAAUCUAAUUUACACUUUGCAAACUGAUGAAUUGAAAGAUACGAUACCAGCCACACCUGAGCAAUUUGAAGCAAAAAAAGAUGAUGUCAAUGAAACGACAUUAUCUAAGAUCGGAGACCCUGGAUCUUCUUCAAAGACUAAGGAGAAAGUGAACUUCGCCACUAAAUUGAAACAAACAUUCUUCAAGAAGAAGAAGCAUGAUAACUCAAACAACGAUGUAGAGGCAGGUGAAGGGAAUGACAAUGCAGUUUAUGAAAUGGGGGACUAUUCCAAGACGUCAUCAAAACCAGUUGAUAGACUAAAAAAGCCAAAAGGUAAGUUUUUUGAAUCAGGUUCAGCUUCAAUAUCAAGUGAUGACAGGACGUUAUUUAGCUCAUAUGAUGCGUUUGUCGCCAAUUUAGAAGAUGAAAAGGUCAAAGUAGACGACUUUUAUAAGAGAAUGGAGGCAAAAUUCUAUGAAAGAUUGGACAAUUUAAUUAAAGAUUUAGAACAGGAAGGUGUCACGCAUUUAAAUGAAAGGUUUUUUCCAUCAGAACAGCUGGAAAGCCAUGGUGAUCUACCAAGUGAUGUGAAUAAUGUAUCAAAUAUCGAAUCCAUUGAAAACCGUCUUUCAACAAGAAGCAGCGAAUUGCGUAGCCGUUAUGACUUGUCGGAGGAAGACUUGGAUGAAGAUGAUGAAGUUGAUAUAUUCGAUGAAACGGCAGACAAUACUGCGUUAUUAAACUAUUCCCAAUUUAACAUUAAGUCUCAAAAAAAAUCGUUAUUGAAACAAUCUAUUGUCAAUUUGUUCAUUGACUUAUCUCAAUUGAAAUCUUUCAUUGAAUUAAAUAAAAUGGGAUUUUCAAAGAUAACAAAGAAAGGGGAUAAAGUUCUUCAUCUACAUACAAGAACUGAACUAAUUGAAUCUAACUCAUUCUAUGAAGACACAUACAUUUUCAAGCAAGAAACAUUGGAUAUACUGAACUCCAAAAUUUCUCAAUUGAUUAAAUUCUAUGCGAUAAUAAAAGGCCAACCAUCAAAUAUUGAAGGCUGUAAACAAGAAUUAAAAUCAUUUUUACAUGAUCAUAUAGUGUGGGAGAGGAGCAACACUUGGAAGGAUAUGCUAGGGCUGCUAUCACAAAAUAAAGACAUUCAAACCGAUGUAGAUGAUGCUGAAAAGCAAAAGGAGAAGGAAAAAUUAAAUAUUGAAUAUUAUAGCUGGAAUUUACCAAAACCCAUAAAUUUGAAAUAUUUCACAGUCACACAACUUUCGGUUCCCAAGUUGUUUUUCACUUGGAAAAGUUUCAAGAUUAGCUUUAUUAUAACAGUUACAGGUGUACUACUUGGUAUUAAAACGUUUAAUGAUCCGGUUGAAGGUAGAUGUAUGGCCCUAGUCGAAUGUGUGGCAUUCUUAUGGGCAAGUGAGGCUAUACCGUUGCAUGUUACAGCUCUUUUGGUGCCGCUACUUACUGUACUUUUCAAAGUUCUAAAAAAUGAUGAUGGUUCUGUUAUGGGUGCAGCCUCGGCCUCCUCUAAGAUUUUGGCUGCUAUGUGGUCAUCAACUAUUAUGAUUUUACUAGCAGGUUUCACAUUAGGUGCUGUGCUAUCUGAGUAUGAUAUUGCAAAAGUGUUAGCCUCUUGGUUACUAGCAAUGGCUGGGACCAAACCAAGAUAUGUCUUAUUGAUGGCAAUGGGAGUUGUUUUCUUUUUAUCGAUGUGGAUUUCAAAUGUGGCCUCUCCAGUUCUUACAUAUUCUUUGUUAUCUCCUUUAUUGGAUCCAUUAAGUGAGUCUUCGCCAUUUGCAAAGGCUUUAGUUAUGGGAGUAGCAUUAUCUGCAGAUAUUGGUGGUAUGGCUUCUCCGAUCUCUUCACCCCAAAAUAUUAUAUCAAUGCAAUAUUUGAAACCUUAUGGAAUAGGUUGGGGUCAAUUUUUUGCAGUUGCCUUACCAUCUGGUGUAUUGGCUAUGUUGUUUUCAUGGGGAUUGAUGUGCUUAACCUUUAAAGGUUUCAAUAAAACAAAACUAGAAAAAUUUAUACCAAUAAGGACGCGAUUCACUAUAAAACAAUAUUACAUUAUAUUUGUGACCAUUGGUACAAUUAUCUUAUGGUGUGUUGAAGGUCAAAUUGAAGGUGCAUUUGGGUCAUCAGGUCAAAUUGCAGUUUUGCCAAUGGUUUUAUUUUUUGGUACAGGUUUAUUAACUACCACACAUUUAAACACUUUUCCUUGGUCUAUUGUCAUUUUAGCCAUGGGUGGUAUUGCAUUGGGUGAAGCUGUUUCGUCCUCAGGACUGUUGGUUACUAUAGCCACAGCCCUACAAAAGAAAAUUGAAAAUGAUGGUGUCUUCGCCAUUCUUUGUAUCUUCGGUAUAUUAAUGCUAGUUGUUGGUACGUUUGUCUCUCAUACAGUCUCUGCCAUUAUUAUUAUCCCAUUGGUGCAGCAAGUGGGUGAUUCACUAGACAAUCCAAAGGCUGCACCAACCUUGGUUUUUGGAUGUGCAUUACUGGCAUCAUGUGGUAUGGGGCUGGCCAGUUCCGGUUUCCCUAACGUUACAGCAAUUUCAAUGGUAGAUAAAAAGGGUGAUAGAUACUUAACUGUGAACACGUUUAUCAGUAGAGGUAUACCUGCAUCAAUUUUGGCAUUUUUGUGUGUGAUUACAUUAGGGUAUGGUAUAAUGAUUUCUGUAUUGAAAGGUGUGCCACCCGGCACUGUUGUUGAUACAGGAAGCUAG
Molecule: messenger RNA, 2784 nt
Organism: Naumovozyma castellii
Lineage: Eukaryota; Fungi; Ascomycota; Saccharomycetes; Saccharomycetales; Saccharomycetaceae
Gene: PHO87
Product: SPX domain-containing inorganic phosphate transporter
Exons: 1
Coding region: 1-2784 (927 amino acids)
Source: RefSeq, a predicted model, not a curated record